Alternaria ventricosa is the source of this 387-nucleotide messenger RNA. RefSeq lists its product as uncharacterized. Bases 1 to 387 code for a protein of 128 amino acids. NCBI's taxonomy places the organism in Eukaryota, Fungi, Ascomycota, Dothideomycetes, Pleosporales, Pleosporaceae. The transcript is spliced from 3 exons. The record is from RefSeq and is a predicted model, not a curated record.
AUGGGCAUGUCGACGCAAUUGCUCUUCACUGCCAUCAUCACGUUCAUGAAGGUCGCAAUUCUUCUCACCUACAUACGCAUAUUUCCGUCAAAGCUCGACAAGUGGUUCUGCCGCUUGAUGAUCUUCUACACGGUGACUCUGAACACGGCCUGCUUCUUCAUCACCCUGUUCCAAUGCUCGCCCGCCAGCACGUACUGGGAGAUCUUCAAGUACAUCAACACAGCCAAGUGCCUCAACAUCAAGGCGAUCUACUACUUCCACUCGGCGCAAAACACAUUCAGCGACUUCGUCAUCUUCCUAUGGCCCGCAAGAAACCUUUUGAACGUUCAAGUAUCGCUCCGUCAGCGCGUAACUUUGACGAGCAUGUUUUCGCUUGGUGUCAUGUAG